AUUCCAACAACAACAAGCGUCGGCCUUGGUCUGCGUUGUUGUGUGGGGCAACUGGCAAGUGUGGGGCAAGAUUACUUCAGUUGGGCAAACUAGACUUUUGGAAUCAAAAUAUGGAGGCAUCAAUAAUUUGAUUCUGGUGGGAGGAGCCAUGACCAAAUAUGGGCAUGGAAUCAAUUUUUUGAUUCAUUUGGGUACACUUUUGACUUCAAAUGUAUCGUUACGGUUGAAAGAAGGCCCAUGACGAUACUGGCACGCUCAUAACAAUAAGAUCAAGAUGGCUCACCGCUGCAAGGCAUCUAACCAGCUCAAUGACUUCAAAAGGACCUGUGUGGCUCCGGAACAAUGCACCACCAGCCAGGGUCACCCGAUGGACACAAAGACGGCAUCCCUGACAGCUGGGCCACGCGGGCCGCAGCUCAUCCAGGACCACAGCUACAUCGAUGAGAUGGCCCACUUUGACCGGGAGAGGAUUCCAGAGAGGGUGGUACAUGCCAAGGGUGCAGGUGCGUUCGGCUACUUUGAGGUGACUCACGACAUCACGCGCUACUGCAAGGCGUCCGUGUUCUCCGAGGUCGGCAAGCGGACGCCGCUGGCAGUGCGCUUCUCGACUGUGGGAGGCGAGAGCGGCUCUGCCGACACCGUGCGCGACCCGCGCGGCUUCUCGCUGAAAUUCUACACGGAGCAGGGCAACUGGGACCUGGUCGGAAACAACACGCCCAUCUUCUUCAUUAGGGACCCCAUCCUCUUCCCCAGCUUCAUCCACACGCAGAAGAGGAAUCCUGCUACUCAUCUGAAGGACGCCGACAUGUUCUGGGACUUCAUCACGCUGCGGCCGGAGACGACACACCAGGUAUCGUUCCUGUUCUCGGAUCGCGGCAUCCCUGACGGUUACCGGCACAUGAACGGAUACGGGUCGCACACCUUCAAACUGGUCAACGACAAGUGCGAGCCCGUCUACUGCAAGUUCCACUACAAGACGGACCAGCAGAUCAAGUGCCUGCCGGUGGACAAAGCCGCCGAGCUGUCGGGCUCCAACCCCGACUACGGCAUCCAGGACCUCUACAACGCCAUCGCCGACGGCAACUUCCCCACCUGGACAUUCUACAUCCAGGUCAUGACGUUCGAGCAGGCCGAGAGCUGCAGCUUCAACCCGUUCGACCUGACCAAGAUCUGGCCCCACAGCGACUACCCGCUGAUUCCUGUCGGAAAGCUGGUGCUCAACCGCAACCCCAAGAACUACUUUGCCGAGGUGGAGCAGCUGGCCUUCUGUCCGGCCAACAUGCCGCCCGGCAUCGAGGCCAGCCCCGACAAAAUGCUCCAGGGCCGCCUGUUCUCGUACAACGACACGCACCGGCACCGUCUGGGUCCCAACUACAUGGCAAUCCCGGUCAACUGUCCGUACCGGGCCCGCGUCAGGAAUUACCAGCGAGACGGACCGAUGUGUGUGGACGACAACCAGGCCGGGGCGCCCAACUACUUCCCCAACAGCUUCAGCGGCCCCGUGGAGAAUGCGGUCCACUCGUGCUCGCCGUUCCAAGUGACCGGAGACGUGCGACGCUAUGAGACCGGCAACGAGGAUAACUUCUCACAGGUGACCGUGUUCUGGAACAAGGUGCUGAACGAGGCCGAACGAGAGAGACUGGUCAGCAACAUAGCCGGACACCUGAAGAACGCCCAGAUAUUCAUCCAGCAACGCGCCGUGAAGAACUUCAGCCAGGUCCAUCCCGAGUUUGGGCGGCGUAUCCGCGAGGCUCUCACCCGGCUGGAGGGUCCCACGGCCGGCCAGCAGCUCUCCAGCCUCUAGGAGGUCACCUCUGAGGUCACCUCUGAGGUCACAGGGGGUCGCUGGAGGUCACGGGGUCCUGCCGGCCCACCCGUGGCGGCGGAACUGUGCGGGUUGUCGGGGUAUGCACACAGAGGGACGCGGCGCCGGCUGGGACGGGUAGUGCCAGCGGGAGAGCCGACCGUUCCCUUACUGAUGGAUCAUGCGGUCUGAUGGUCCUAACUGCGUAAUAUAUCAAUGGCGGGUAUUGGGUGUCAGUUAACGGCGGAAAACCCAAGGUUUUCUGUGUUUUGUGUAUGUUACCAAUAUUAUUCAUGCGAAUUAUUGCUUAAGAUAGCUAGAUUUAGAAUGUGCACAUUUGUGGGAUCACUGUGUGCGCUUUGUGUGUUCUUCACUGAAACGCGUUAAACGCACCGCUUGCCAACGAGAUUCCGCUGUGUUUCCCCCGUGCAAUUUGGCCGAGGCAAUUGUGUGUCUUGCGUACGGCUUCAGUUUCAGCCUUAGUUGGUAUCUGUGUUGUGCCUGUUACCUUGAAAUGGGACUUUUGUCCUCCAUCAGCGUCUCGACCUUGAGUGUAUAACACGGAACAGUCUGCUGAAACAACAAUUGAGCUUAACAAGCGCGGUGAUUUGAUCAGAAGUGUAAGGACCUUGUUGGGACCUUUGUGGUUCGGCUUUGUGUGCAGUGCCUGCUCGGAACGAGCGACGGUAUGAUUAGAAGCAGCUGUGAGCUCUGCUCAUGUCACGGGAAGCCGACCCCACUGCCUGGGUUCUGUGGUAUCAACAAUGGGCCGCGGUGACCGCGGUCGUGCGCAGUGUGCAUUAUCCAGGCAAAUCCGCGUGCGCCGGUCACGAUUGUCGAGUCGUUUCCUGAUAAACGGGUCUCGUAUGUUGACUGGCAGCCACUGAAUGGUAUUGAUGGCCUUUGGAGAUAUAAUAAAACGUCGGGGUGUAGCUCUUUUUUUC
Messenger RNA from Amphibalanus amphitrite, 2748 nucleotides. Its product is annotated as catalase-like. Gene Ontology annotation, molecular function: catalase activity; heme binding. The coding region runs from base 275 to 1804 and encodes 509 amino acids. Gene Ontology annotation, biological process: response to hydrogen peroxide; hydrogen peroxide catabolic process. The transcript is spliced from 11 exons. NCBI's taxonomy places the organism in Eukaryota, Metazoa, Arthropoda, Thecostraca, Balanomorpha, Balanidae. The record is from RefSeq and is a predicted model, not a curated record. Gene Ontology annotation, cellular component: peroxisome; cytoplasm; mitochondrion.